UCCCGGAAGCGGCGCGUUUUCCCCCGCUGCGCGCGCAGCUCAGGAAGAAGCGCUGCGGCCGGCGUGGCUUUCUUCGCAGAGGACAGGAGAGCUCCGAGUGAUCAGAAGUAAACAGAAAAAUGGCAAAAAGCUUGAGGAGUAAAUGGAAGCGAAAGAUGCGAGCAGAGAAGAGAAAGAAAAAUGCCCCCAAGGAGCUUGCCAGAUUGCAGAACAUCCUCAAAACAAACGCUGAUGUUCUAAUGGAUGAGGUGAAAGAGAUAGCAACUGUCGUUCCUGCUGAGAAAGUCAUAAAGAAGGAGGAUCAGGAGGAAGGGAGUAAGAUGGAAAUGGAUUCAAAAAGAAACCAAAAAACCCUUCUGGAUGAACAUGGACAGUAUCCAGUAUGGAUGAAUCCCAGGCAGAGGAAGAAGCUCAAGACAAAGCGGACCAAAGGGAAGAAUAAGCACAAACCACCUAAGGGAUUAGCAUGGUAGAGUCUGGGUGAAUUAAAAAAAAAGUCAUGUGUGUUUGUGGAAGACUUUUAUGUCAAAAAAGGCAGCCACAAAAACAAAACAAAAUGUGACUUAAACCAUUACUACCCUUUUCA
Messenger RNA from Podarcis raffonei (Aeolian wall lizard), 586 nucleotides. It is a transcript of the gene LLPH, whose product is annotated as LLP homolog, long-term synaptic facilitation factor. Lineage: Eukaryota; Metazoa; Chordata; Lepidosauria; Squamata; Lacertidae. Gene Ontology annotation, biological process: dendrite extension. The record is from RefSeq and is a predicted model, not a curated record. Gene Ontology annotation, cellular component: nucleolus. The transcript has 3 exons. Gene Ontology annotation, molecular function: RNA binding. Bases 120 to 473 code for a protein of 117 amino acids.